Messenger RNA from Nylanderia fulva, 4867 nucleotides. It is a transcript of the gene vir, whose product is annotated as VIR_N domain-containing protein. Gene Ontology annotation, biological process: mRNA modification. Lineage: Eukaryota; Metazoa; Arthropoda; Insecta; Hymenoptera; Formicidae. Gene Ontology annotation, cellular component: RNA N6-methyladenosine methyltransferase complex. The record is from RefSeq and is a predicted model, not a curated record. Gene Ontology annotation, molecular function: RNA binding.
UAGGUACUGUAUAUAGGGUGGUGAAAAAAUGUGCGCGUACAAACAUAACCAAGCAAAAUAGGGAGAAUGAAUUAAAUAGGAGGAUAAAAUGGAAAAGAGAUUCAAAAGAUACUCAGUUUAUUAUUAAGAAUUAAUUGCCGAAGGAUUAUAUGCUACUUGAAAGGUGUGAAACAUGGAUAACACCGAAUUAUUGUUCUUCGAUACUUUUUCCCACGACAUCUCGGAGGAAUUAAAUCUGGAUUUAGUACAAUUUCCCAAACCUGUUUAUAUCAGCGAAGUGAGAAUAAUUCCAUUAGGUGCACGUGUGCAAGCAGACUUUCCAGGAGGAGUGCGACUUGGAGCAACCAAUCCCUCUCAAUUCGAAAUUGAGUUUUUCGUGAACGAUCUCAGUAAACCUGGAGCUUCCACGUUUGAGUUUUUGGGUAGCUUGGAAUACAAACAAAACAUCCACAUUCAACUGGAAUGCGAGCGGAAGCAGAUACCAACCGAUGGCUUGGUUCUAAGAGGAUGGUACACCACUAUAACGCUGGCUGUGUAUGGCACGUUGACCAAAUCCCUAAACAAUCCUCAGGAAGUCAUAAGUUCAGCGGCUGGAUCUACCACUUGUGUUAGUGUGCACGAAGAGAAUACUGAGAACACUGCUCAAGUUUCCUCCGAACAGCAAUCUGACUGGACGUAUUAUGAGAAUCCACAUCCAACGAAUUCACUGGAAACAUGCGUGACUGCGACUCCACCGCCUCCGGUUCAACCAAUUCAGGUGGUGGAACCAUCCAGGACAUCAAUAUCGGACACUGGAAAGGCGGAAUCGGUGCAAUGGGAGGACGAGACGUCGAGCGCGGGCGAGAAGACCUCGAAGCGACCUUCGUCUCCUCCCACGGAAUCCCUAAUUUCCCUGAGCCCCGAAUCCAUCUCCGCCGAGGAGGAAGAAGCGGAGCAACAGGAAGCGGGCGAGCAGGAAACCGGCGAGCCCUUCGAGCCUAUAUUAUCGGACGAGGAUAUAAUGACCGACGACGUUCCGCCUGCGAUCGAGUUCGAGUGCGAGGCCUCGUCGCAAAUCGACGAGAUCUAUACCCUGGCGCCGCCGGAUCUGCUGAAUCUGGAGAAGCUGGAGAACCUAGAAGAGCUAUGCGCGAACCGCGAGAUCCUGUCGAGGAUCAAGGAGCUCCUGCAGUCCCUGUCGAAGUCGGUCUCGCAUUUCCAUAACGCGUCUGGUCAGGAGAAAGAGACCUUCGUCCACAACUGCGAGACUUUAUGCGCCAUCCUGGGUCCUUUUGACCCCAACCUGGACGAUCUCGAGAACUUGACCAGCGUGGUUAACGCCGGCCUGGAUAUGGAACUCGCUAAAGCUCAACCGCAGCCUGCGUACAAGGUGCGCCAUGUGAAGGUCGGCGUUCGCUUAGCGGAGGCGCUCUGUCGUUUGUCGAAGGGUCCGGAGAUCCUCCUCAAGGUCGAGGCCCCGUCCAAGUUACUGUCGCUUUGCAUGCGCGAGAAUGUCGCUCUGCCGGUGAAGCUCUCCGCUCUGCGAGCCCUCGACGCGGCGCUGAUCAGCCCGGUGAUCGUCCAGGAGUUCCUGAACUCGAGGAGCUACCUCUACAGCGAGGCCUUGACGAUGCUGGACGCGAUGAAGCUCGCCCGGCUCAAGUAUGCUCUCGGCUCGCUCCUCCGCAAGGUCCACGUGUACAUGUACCUGGAAGAGGUGAGGGAACCCGACGAGGUAGGCCUGACGGAACUGAUGAACGCUUACGUCUGCGCCCCGACGUUGAUGGCGCAGCCUAGACGCCAACUCCCGGCCGGCGCGCAGAUGGAGUUCGAGCGGGAACGUGCCCGCAACCCUCGCGCGCACCUGAUAGCCUACUUCGAGCACCACAAGCUAAUCUACCGGCUCUUGCUAGUACUGUCCUCUCCCGACUCCGACCUGAAGACGAUCAGGCUGAUCCGGCGUUUCCUCCUGCAGCUCUCCGACACCAAGGAGGGCCUGUACUACCUGCUGAAGGAGACCGAGGCGGUUCGCUUGAUCCUGAAGGCCUUGAAACCCGAGCUACCCGGGGUCGGUUGCGUCCUAGCGUGGCGUCUUCAGGUCGCCCAGUGUCUGAUCCGCCUGAAGCAGAGCUCGGACUGGACGAUCCUGAAGAGACUGCACUCCUUCCUCGCCUUCCCCGAGGGUUUGCGCGCCAUUGUCGCGGUUCUACCUCUGGGCGACUUCAUAGACACCCUCGUCCUCUUCCUCUCGGACUCGAAUCUCUGCGAGUUCGCCGCCGAGCUCAUCUCCGCCAUCGUGCGCUACUCCGACCGAGUGGAGAUCUUCCAGAAUCGAGCGGAGCUUAUCCUGGAGAAAGCUCGGGAGCACGCGGUUCUCAGAGACGUGGUGCCGUACCUGACCACCGCGGCCCAGGCUUCUCACUGGGAUUACAACGAUGUUUCUCUCCUGGUGGCCGGCAUCAAAAAGAGCGCGGAGAAGGCCGCGUCGCUGCCCGGCCAGCUGGUCACCGCCUGCAGGAUCCUGUAUUACCUCGUCUUUUCGUACAACCACGACGUCGAUCCCCUGGAACCGUACGUCGAGCUCAAGUACAGGAAUGCCCUGACCCAGCUCUUCGCUGCCGACGGCCUCACCGCCCUGGUCGCCGUCAUGGCGAACGUGUCCGAGUUCUACGAGCAACCGUUCCUCCAUCGCGCCGCCCUGACGGGUCGCAGAAAAAUGGCCUUGAUCGCCCUGUUGCUGCCCUGCGUGAAGCUGACCAGAGCGCUGCUCGAGAGACUCAUCAAGUGCAUGGCGACGGACUUCAAGGACCUCACGGCCGUGGUCCCGCUGCUCGGGGUCUACUCCUUGAUCGAGGCCAUCCCGGCUAACCCGACGAUGCGGAGCCUGUCCGAGGAGAUUGUGGGCACGCUGCUGGUGUUCACCCAAGCCGUCGAUUCCGACGGCUCGGGCAACGUGGCUAAGUCAUUGUGGACCCAGAUGCUCGGUGAGGUCCUGAAGAUGGUCUCCCUGCGGCCCUGUAAUUUUGUACCGGGUCUGAAGCUGCUGAGCCGUCUGCUGCCGCCUGUUCUGACGCCGAUGGAGACCGCUACAGAAGACGCGACGAGGAUCCUGGGUCUGCGGAAGCUCUGGUCGGCGCACCUUCAAGCUCAAGCCGCGAACCUCACCGAGACCCUCCGGCUGCUCUGCGCCAGUUGGAACAGAGACGUUCUGUUGCUUCUAUCGACGGUUUGUAAGCAACUGAGCGACCUGGCGGCGCCGACGGCUCUUCUAGUCGGGAGAUGUCUGUUGGAUGGGAUCCUAGCGGCCGCUCCUGUAGAAAAUAACAUUCCUAUCCUGGCUCUGAUCAGCGAUCUGGCCAGACACGCGCCUAUGAAGGCGACCUUGCUGACCCUGACCAGCCCCGCGUCCAGGGCGCAGGUGAAGUCCGAUCAGAAGUACCCGCCGGUCAUCGAGAUGAUGUGCUCGAUCCUGAAGAGCAGCGGCGACGUGCACGCGCAACGCGAGAUCCUCGGCAUCUUCGAGACCCUGUGCGACUGCGGCCUCAGCCUGGUGCAGGAGGACGGCGAGUCCUUCGAGAAGAGACUGACGCACUCGGUGCCCAGCAAGGAACCUCUUCUGUCCAUCCUCGCGGCGCUGAUCGAGAUCCUGGCGACCAGCACCAAGUUCCAGCUGGACGUGGUGGAGGACACGCUGCACAUUCUCCUGUCUCUCGUCGGCCACAACUACGGCCUGUACCACGUGAAGAGCUGCCUGGAGAACAAUCCCGGCGCCUUGCGCGCGCUUCUGGACCACGUGUCCACCCUGGAGAACCCAGAAACGAAUCCCAUCGCGGGCUUAACCGUGACCUUUCUGGAGAACCUGAUCGCCUCCGACUCGGAACGGAGAUCCUUGCAUCUGCGGACGCAACAACUGGCGUCGUUGAUCUCCUGGGAGAAAAGCGACCAUCCCCUGGAGAAGCUGAAGCGCGCGGAGGAGUUGGCGGAGACCCUGAAGACCGCCGAAGAGAAAGAGGAGAAGGAACCCAUCCCGGAGAUGUUGGAGCCUCUACUGCCGACGCCGGAAGCCCUCCUGAACCAAUUCUCGCAGAGAGGCGCGAUCACCAGCCCAUCUCGAGCCAAGAAGUUUGUAUUCGCGACGGCUAAUCAGAUGCAGGCGGAAAAUACGGUGGACCUGCUGGCGCUGGCUACCGAACUGCUACCUGCGGACUUUAAUUUACUAGCGGAAGCGCAAAACCUGUGCUCCAAGACGCCGCCUGACGACGCCACGCAGCCUGUCCAGUCGAAGCCGCAGGACGAGAACCAGGAAAGCAGAACGGAGAAACAGACUUCGCCUAUGGUUAAAUCGAAACAGCCAUUCGUGACACCGGUACGAGGUCGCACACAGUUCGCCAAUCCACUGCGAGGUGGUCCUGUGGGUGGCGGGGUCGGAAGAGGAGCCGAUCCCUUCCGGUCGAGACCGCCCAACACUUCCAGACCGCCGUCCCUUCACGUGGACGAGUUCGUGGCGCUAGAAACUUGCGGGGCCCAGCCGACAGGUCCUACCGGAUACAACAAGCUCAGCAUUCGCGGAAGCUGUCCGUCGCGCGCGAUCAGCGGCGGCGGUAGAAGUCGACCUUGGACGCAGGAGACGCGUCCUCCUUACCUUCGCUGACUCCUCGAGCCUCUUCAUUUCACAUAUGUAUAUAUUUGCGAGCGUGUUGACAACAAUUUAUCAAUCCUUUCGAAAAUUUUCCUGACAAUACAAUCAAUUCUCCGACGAAUUGUCUUGUAUCUUCUGCCACUUCGGAUACUGCUGCUCGAAUUGCUCGAUGUUCUUCUCCAGUCGCUUUAGUUUUCGUAAUCUGUAUAGUCCCUGUAAUAAAAAAAUAUUUUUUAAAUUUAUUAAAUA